Symbiodinium natans is the source of this 3210-nucleotide messenger RNA. Lineage: Eukaryota; Dinophyceae; Suessiales; Symbiodiniaceae. The record is from the annotation of a GenBank genome assembly.
AUGGCGUACCCCGCCGAAAUGCAGCGGCUACAGCAAGAGGUUGCACAGGCUGCGGCAUCCUGUAAGUGUGAAGCCACCCUGCAGAGAGCCCUGAAUGUACUGACCGGGGAGCGAAGCGUCUUGGUGGACAGCUUCUACAAGGCCAAGGAGGUGCUCCAGCACUGGAACUUCCUGGAAGGCUGGCGCCACGCCAAGGUGGAGGACUACAUGCCCUCGGAUGCCCCAGAGGUGCUGAAGAGCCUACGCGAAUCUCCAGGCCACUUCGGUCUGGACAUCGGGGGCACCCUGGCCAAGGCAGCGCAGCUCCUGGAAGCGGGUCAGGACCACAUGCCGCCCUCGACCUUCGGGAAGACUGGUACCUUCCACAAGGAGCUGUCUUUCCAGCUGAAGCUGCCAGACAUGGUACGCGACGUGCACUUUCUGUCUGGCGCCACCUUUGGCUUGGAGAUGGUUUUGAAGAGCCUCCAGGGAUUGGAGGCCGCAGAGCCCGCGCCCGUGCCGGCCAUGCGGCGUGUGGUCGUAGCCGGCGGCGGGGCGCAUCGUCUUGCGCAGCUGUUUAGGGAGUCACUCACGGUGGAGGUGGUUCCUUUCAAAGAGAUGGAGUCUCUCGUGAGCGGCCUGGCGUUGCUCCACCACUAUGGCCCUGAGGACGAAGUGUUCCAGAUCCUACCGGAUGGUACCAAGGAGUUUGUGGACUGGCCCGAUCCCAUGUAUCCUUGCAUCAUUGUGAACAUCGGCUCGGGUGUCAGUGUCCUCCGUGUGGACCAGGGCGAAGACGGCUCAAGCCCCUUCUUCACUCGCCUGGGCGGCACUGCGACGGGGGGUGCCGCUUUCCUGGGCCUCGUGAGGCUCCUGACUUCCGCCAAGACCUUCCAUGAGUGCCUGGCACUCGCGCAGAAGGGGGAUGCCAGGAAUGUCAACAAGCUGGUCAGCGACAUUUACGGCGAGGAAGGCUGCGGGAACCUGGGUUUGGCGCCGGGCCUCACUGCGGCGCACUUCGCCAAGGUGACGAUGAAGGACUUCGACAACCCUUGCUACUCCGAGGCGGAUGUGGCUACAGCCGUGCUCACCAUGGUCGUGUCUGCCAGCACCGUCAUCGCCCGAGCAUUCUCACGCUCGGUGGCGAGCACGACAGCAACUGGCAGCAGCCACAAUGAUGCGAGAAAGUCAGAGGAGAGGAAAGAUGAAGACGCUGCGGACGGCCGCGUUCGGAGAUUCCACUCCACAGGCUGCGGCUCGAGCUGGGAUCUGCAGGCCGCCGCGCAGAGAUCCAAGGCUCAGCUGCUGGGCGCGGCGCCCUAUCCUGGGGAGCGGAAGACGCCGGUCUUCUUCGUCGGCGGCUUCCUGGCCGAGAACCGGAGAGCCUGGGAAAUCAUUUCCAGAUCGUCACUGCAGAUUGGCCCUGAACUCCGUUUCGUUCGCGGCUCUUCUCUGAGAGGCGCAAAGCCCAUCAAGCUCGAGACGGGAAAGGUCUUUGGCGAAAUCGCUCUCAUGAGCGAGGACUGCAAGAGGAAAGGACGCUGCACGGCUCUGAAACACUCAGAGCUCCUGUCGCUUCACCGCGACGACUUUCAGUGCAUCGGCAUGUCGCAGGAGAACGGGGUCCGCGAGAGGGCCGCCUAUCUGCGCUGUGUGGAGGAGGGUCUGCUGGAGGAUAUGUCCUACGUGGACUUGCAGGCCAUGGCCGGCAACCUCACCGAGAAGAGCUACGUCGGCGAGCACGAAAUUCUGCAGCAGGGUGCCGAGGUGGACCGCGUCAUCUUCGUGAAGAGCGGCUUCUGCAAGCUGGUUCGGCAGCUUCAUCCCAAGUACACCGAGAUGUUCUGCCGCUACGCACACUAUGGCGAGCCCAUGCCCAACCCCUUCGCCGAGGGGGAGGGCGGUCUCCGGGUGGGGCAGAAAGGGGUAUGGCCUGACCAGCACCGGACGAAGCGAAAGUCCACGAAGACGGAGGACGUGUCGGCCAACUCAUCGUUCAGUAUCAAGUCCCUCGCGGGCCACCAGAUGCUGAAGAAGGUCCUGCCACUGAUGGCCACCGAGGAGACUGGGGAGGCCUCCUCCCCCUCUGCGGAGAAGCGGCCAGGGAGGACCGAUACCACGAGCAGCUCCUCUGCAGAGGCGCCUAAGGAGGAGCGGGCGCCCGACCAGGGCCUGCAGGUGGUGGUGGACAUCAUCUCCAAAGGGAGCUCCGUCGGCGUGAUGGAGCUCAUGGAGGGCCUCACCUACCAAUGCACCGUGAUCUCGGCACCCCUUGCGGAGAUCUACUCCAUCUCGAAGUUCGACUUCAUCAGGACCCACAAGACCAUCACGCACCGCCUCUUCUGCAACUACAAGGCCCGCCUGUCAGACUCGCAGCUGAUCUGGCGGCUGGUGCAGAAGUACAGGUGGGACCACUACAAGCGGGGGCUGCUUUCGGAAAUCCGCAGUUGGAAUAGCUCCGCAAGCCGCGGAAUCAUCGACAGGGAGGACCCCGUUCCCAUGACGGGCGCCAGCUCAUUGGGGGAUGAGACUUGCCUCCGUGUCGGUCGUGGUGAAAAGCUCUGGGACGCCCGGGCACAGACACCGCCAAAUGAAACCUACGACCCAGGGCGGGCUGUCAAGCAGAUCUUCCACGUGGAUUGCUCGCGGGAUGAUGAUGGCAAGCCUGUUGUCACGGUUGAGCGCGAGCAGCGGGACGCCUCCAUGGACGACUUCGAGCGCAAGCUGCAGGACACCAUGGCCACAGCUCGAUACCGGGAUAAGCUCCGGAGGACCGCGAAGAACGUGGCCAGUGGCACUUCGCUGGAGAAUGGCUCUGCAAAGGCCGGCGCCAACGCGGUGGCCUUGACACAGGAGCUCGAGGAGGCUGCCAAGAAGACGCUGGAGGAGUACCAGCAAGUGCAGAAGGAGCGGAUCGAGGGCCUGCGGCAAGCUGCGCGCGACAAGGUGAAGUCCGAGAAGACUCCACGUGAACCCAAGCGCAGCGCGAGGAACUUGCUGCGGCAGCAAACGCGGCGGGAGUUCGGAAGACCCCCAAGUGCGAGCAGGGGUUCCAGAACUCAUCGAGCAACCGUGGCUGCGGGCCUCGCCAACGAGCCCGUGGCCUUGCCCGCCGUCCGCAAGAUCCGGAGCAUCCCGGUGAAGCUGCAGCAUUCCGACGGGGCCAGGUCCAUCUCGGCAUCGCCCAGAGUUCCAAGACAAUCGCGCCUGUCUCGCGAAAAAGGCGGGUGA